This is a messenger RNA of Trichoderma gamsii, 1293 nucleotides long. RefSeq lists its product as hypothetical. Gene Ontology annotation, molecular function: protein binding. Bases 1 to 1293 code for a protein of 430 amino acids. The record is from RefSeq and is a predicted model, not a curated record. NCBI's taxonomy places the organism in Eukaryota, Fungi, Ascomycota, Sordariomycetes, Hypocreales, Hypocreaceae. The transcript is spliced from 2 exons.
AUGUUUGAAAACACCUGCACGCUUCCGCUUCACGCGGAUAUCUUCACCACCGCCUUGCACCCAACAGCACCUCUGCUGAGCGUUGGACUGUCCAAUGGCGUUGUCGAAACAUUUCGACUGCCACCGGGCAACUCUGCGGACGAUAGCGUCGACGGAGACGCGAGCGUUCUGAGCGAUGGGAGAUCGACGAUUGGCUCUGUCUGGCGCACCAAGAGACACAAGGGAAGCUGUCGCUGUCUGGCCAAUUCCCAUGAUGGACAAUACCAGUACUCUGCUGGCACGGAUGCGAUGAUCAAGCACUACGACACCGCAACAGGCCGAGUGAUCUCGAAGCUUGCGAUUCCGACGAAUACUUCCAAGCCUGAUGGCCCAGCGCUGCUCCACGUGCUCAACCCAAUGAAUCUCCUUCUAGCGACCGAUACGGGAGCUCUACAUAUCAUCGACCUACGCGAUGGCGCUGUGGGUAAAAAGCCGGCGCAAACACAUUACCCUCAUUCCGACUACGUCUCGUCCAUCAUGCCACUCCCGCCAACUGAAGAAAGCACCAGUGGCUUCCCCAAGCAAUGGGUCAGCACGGGAGGUACAACUCUGGCUGUUACAGACGUACGACGAGGAGUCUUGGUGCGAAGCGAAGACCAAGAAGAUGAGCUUUUGAGCUCUUGCUUCGUGCCUGGUCUGGGACCCAAGAAGAAUCGAAAUAAUGGCGUCGUCGUUGUUGGGUCUGGAUCCGGCGUAUUGACCAUGUGGGACAAAGGAGCUUGGGAUGACCAGCAAGAGCGCAUCAUUGUAGAUCCGCCAAAGGCCGGCGGAGAGAGCAUUGACGCAAUUGCGCUGAUACCUAAAGAAUUGGGACUGGGGAAGAAGGUUGUCUGCGGCGUUGGCGAUGGCAGCCUGAGAAUUGUCGAUCUGGUACGGAGAGAAGUGAAUACGUCGGUGAACUUGCGACACGACGACAUGGAGGGCGUGGUCUCGCUGGCAUUUGACUCGGAGAACCGUCUGAUCAGUGCUGGUGGUCGAACAGUCAAAAUCUGGGAAGAAUUAUCGGAACUUCAAGGCGAUCAGGACGAUAGCGAGAAUGAUGAUGAUGAUGAUGACGACGACGAGGACGAAGAUGACUCGGAUGAUGAAAAGGCAGCAAAUGGCAAGCGGGCUGCUGAGAGCGACAGCGACGAUGAUAGCGACGACGGCGUUGAGGAGAUGAAGCAACGGGCCAAAAGACGAAAAGAACAGCAGCAACACAAAUUGGGUCCGAUGGGCGCCCAUGGAAUCAUGGGUUUUGACGGUUUGGAUUAA